AUGGGGUCGCUUUACCAGGACCCUUUACAGGAUAUUCCUCUCACUGAGAGCACAGCCACGCGUAUCGAAAUGCAUAUGGUUCCGCAUCGAUUUACACUCACAGAUCCGAUAAUGCUGCGCCAUGUGCUCUGCCUCUCAAUUAUCGUGCAUAACUCAUUUCAUGUUUUCCUAUGUUGUCGACAAUUGUGUUUGGCCCGAAAGUCAACGGAGCCGCCAAUGGAAAUGCAUAAAGCCAUGUCUCCGGAUAUUUUCAAGGAGGCACGAACUACAGAAUUGAAGGCGGUGGAACUACAAAUGGUUGGUUAUAUUAUCGAUGCAUUCUUUAGUUGCAUUGAGCUCUACUUUGGCAUAUUUUACCAUUUGUGGAUAACGACAAUGGUAUGGUAUCGCAAUAUUGGGGAUCUUAUCUGGCAUAAUAUAGCUUUCAUGGCACUUUUCUCAACCUACAUGACCCUACGUAGACUACCAGUGGUGUUCUACAAUAAAUUCAUUUUGGAGCCCCGCUACCAUGUGGAUUCGAAAGAUGGGGCGCCAUUCAUUGGCAUUAUUUGCGUCUCUGCCUUUAUGAUUGUAUUUGCGCAGGUUAUACUCAUUCCGCUGACUGGUUUGUUUCUGUUCAUUGAGGGUAAUGGUGGUUUCUUCUUUGUGCUUUGGAUAUGGGGCUUCAUUUUCAUUUCCUCGAUUAUAAUACUAAUCAUUUUUACAAUAUUUGGAAUGCCAUUUAUCGGCAAAAUGGAGAGAUUGCCCGAUGGAAACCUGAAGAACACACUUAAGGAUGUAUUGGACCAAUUUCACUUUCCAAGGGACAGUGUCUAUAUUGUGCGCACAUCGUACAGUACGAAUACCAGUGCCUAUGCCUGGGGUUUUUGCUAUAAGAAGCGCGUUAUCGUACUGGACAACUUGUUGAUGAAUCGCGGCAAAGACGUAGAGCAUCUGGACCCAGAUGAUGUGGGAAAGGGACUGCAGGACGAACAAUUGGUAGCAUUUCUGGUGCACGAGCUAUCUCAUUGGUACUAUUAUCACUUUCUGAAGGCCUUCACAAUGGUGCAAUUUACAGUGCUCAUAUACUUGAUGCUCUUUGGCGUAUGCUACCAUCAAACUAGCCUGUACCAGGCCGCCGGCUUUCAAUAUGAUUUUUACCCACACAUCGUGGGCUAUUGGCUGGUGUUUAAAUAUGUUAUGCCGCCGUAUUUGACUUUCACGAAUUGGAUUAUAUAUUACUUUUUCCGCCACUUCGAAUAUUCAGCAGACAAGCAUGCCUGCCGCUUGGGCUAUGGCAACACCCUAUCCUCUGCACUGCUUAAGCUAUUUGCUGAUAAUAUUGUCUUUCCCUAUGUUGAUAAAUGGUAUCUCAUGUGGUAUAGCCGUAGGCCUACCUGCCUACAACGUUUAAAGCAUCUACAGUCAUUGGAGAUACCCGCAGACAUAAAAAUACACAAGUCGCAAUUUUUUAGUAAAAUUUAA
This is a messenger RNA of Scaptodrosophila lebanonensis, 1464 nucleotides long. RefSeq names its product CAAX prenyl protease 1 homolog. Bases 1 to 1464 code for a protein of 487 amino acids. Gene Ontology annotation, biological process: CAAX-box protein processing. Gene Ontology annotation, molecular function: metalloendopeptidase activity. Gene Ontology annotation, cellular component: endoplasmic reticulum membrane. The record is from RefSeq and is a predicted model, not a curated record. The transcript has a single exon. NCBI's taxonomy places the organism in Eukaryota, Metazoa, Arthropoda, Insecta, Diptera, Drosophilidae.